CGCGUCCAGCGUGACAAUGAGAAAGAGGGUUGGCGAUAAUGCGCGCGCGCGCUCGGUAAGGCUCGGUAAAGCGAUAAGGGUGAGCAAUGUCGACCAAUUAAUGUACGCGACUGGUACACACACACACACACAUACACACUGGUACACAUGAAUAAUGAAUGAGAAUGCCGAGCGUGCCGAUGAGAGACUUUGGGAGAUCUAGCGGCAAUGUAAAUAAGGGGGCACACUCACACGUUGACUUUCGCAAAACAUGCUGACGAGUGAGUUUAUCCUCGUGGUGUCAUUGUUCCUGCGCGCAGCAUCGUUCGGUGAUUACCAAUGGCGGCGGGAAGCAGUCGAAUUUUGGAGCGACGUUAUUUGCUCGAUGGAAAAUUGCAAAACCGCGAUUUUUCAUCGCGUCCCCAGCGGCGACGCUGGUCCGGCUUCCACCGACGACGUGUCGCGAUACUUGGACGACCUGGUGCGCGGUGUCGCGAGGAAAUGCGAGACAACGAUCGUGUCGAGGACUUACGUGUACUCUCGACGCUCGUCGGAGAAGUCCUUUGUCGGUGACGAGGAUAUGGUGCGCGAGAACGCGGAGUGCUCGUCGAGCAUUUGGAGCAUUACAUUCGACCACGUGAAUCUGCCUGUGACGCGGCCGACGAGACGAGACGCGGCCAAAAGAACACCGACACCGAACAGAGAUCAAGACUCUUCGCACGAAACGCGAAACACGUGGAACGUACAUGUCGUUCUCGCGAAGAACGCUCGCGCCUUCGACCGAGCGUUUCUGCGGAACGAAACGUUCCAGUGGAACCCGCGAGAUCGAUUCGUCGUGUUGAUCGUUGAUCGGAGGAAGAAACAUCAGGAGGAUCGGGAGAACGAACCGGACGUAAGUAUCGAGGAUAUCCUGAGGACGCUGUGGCACGAACGUAAGAUGUACAACGUCUUUGUCUCCGAGGGGAUCCUCAUGAACGGCACGACCCGAAUCAAUCGACUUGCGAGCACUUUCAAUCCCUUCGUCAAAAUCAACGAUUCCGCAUGGGGCGGGAUUGACGUUGUGACCGUAAACACGACGGUACGCUCGUCGAAUUUAACAACGCACCGUUGCACCAGAGAUCUCAAUGGGUACGAGUUGAAAGUGGGUAUAUUCAACGGUAGCCAAUCGACCGCGAGGCUGAUGAACACUUCGAUUACAUCAGCCAACGUACAGUACAAUUAUUUCGAUAUUUUCAAAGGCUUCGACGAGACGAUACUGGACAUAAUAGCCAGACGGAUGAAUUUUACGGUGAAGCGAGUACAUCCGACGGAUAACAAAUCGUUUGGUUACCAGUUACCCAACGGGACGUACAUCGGUGCUAUAGGUGACGUGGUGUACGGCAGAACGGACAUUUGCUUUGUGUCCUUUUUCGUGAAGAAAUACAGCCCCCACGUGAACAAUAUGGUGAUAGAGUUCACCACGCAAGUAGAGUUUGACAGAGUAUGCGUGAUUGCGCCAAAAGCGUCCAAGAUACACAAGUGGCUUCGGAUAUAUCACUUCUUUCCACUCUCAGUUUGGAUCUUCUCGAUGCUGUCUCACAUUCUCACGUAUGUCACGUGGCACAUGUUGCAGGUUUUCAAUCCACGCAGAACGGGAAGGGUCAAUUUCCUCACGACCGUCUAUCGGUCGUUUCUAUUCAACUGCGGUUGCCCCCAAAAGUUGCCGUGCACGAACGCUGAAAGGAUAUUACUGUCGGGCAUUUUCCUCGGCAACAUCACCAUAGUGGGUUUUUUCAAUGGUAUUUUGUACAAGAGCUUCGCGCACGACAUGUAUUACCGGGACAUCGACAGUAUGGAAGAUCUGGAUGCUUCGGGGUUGCCGAUACUGUUCACUUCAUUUGCCAUGAGCGAUUUUUUCGGUCCCAAAAAUGACACGGACACGACGCCGCUUAUACAAAGUCUGAGACGAAAGCUGCGACACGGCUAUAACGUCGUGAAAAACGCCGCCUACUAUCGCAAUGUCACGGGAUUAGUGAGAAAACAUCAUUUCCCUAUUUUGAACGAAGAGCUGGUCGACACGGGCGGUGCGCCGCUGCUUCAUCUCAUUAAGGAGUGUCCAGGUACGUACUAUCUGUCGUAUCUGCUGCCCAGGGAUUCAAUUCUACGCGAUAGAGUAAACGCGUUGAUCGCUCGACUGAAUCAAGCCGGCUUGCCGACCCUAUGGACCAGCCGCACCAUUCGACGCAUCAUUGCGAAGAGGAAGUUAGUGGUGAAACGCCAGAGCGAGAGCGAAGCGAAGGGGUUCGUGGCGUUUAGCUUGUCCGACCUGCAGACGUCAUUUUUCACCCUACUGGUAGGACUGUCACUGUCUAUGGUUGUAUUUUGCCAUGAGAGAGGCUGGCUGAAGCUACCGUUUCGUCAUCCGGCGGAAAAUCGGGCUUCAAAUCAAAACAAGCGUUAACAGCGCAGUCACGUCGCUGCGUUUCCUCUUGCAACUCUUUUUCCUCUUUUUCGUCUUUUUCAUCCAGCUAAGACCUCCUGGGUCGCAAACUAUGUACGAACGUGUGCGAAAUUCAAGAAAGAUGAUCAAUGUAAAAGAUGAUCAAUGAGAGCCUCAUCAUCAAGAAGAAAAAGAGGCGUCAAAAUAAAAAUUAAGUCACACAUAUUAAUUGUUGUUGUACUUGAUCCUACAGUGUGCACGCGAUGCUCAUUACCGACUAAUUACGAGGCAAGCACCACUCGAAACUCGAGCAUUGACUUGACUUAUGAUAUUCGAUAUGAGCAGACGCGCCAACACUGUGUAUGAUGGACCAUCCUGCAUGUCCUGCGCGCAGGCUCUUUCAGUGCGCAGAGAGGAAAACGUCGAGAGGGAGUAAAGGAUGCUUGUGAAUUUUCAGCAGUAACGCGACCAGCAGUAGCGCGGCUACCCAUCUCGGUUAGAUCCGCUCACUAUCACCUGUAACCUGUUGCCGAAUAUCGCGCAGACGAUGCUACGCUGUAUCGCUUUCCUUUGAUCGUUAUCUUUUGUCGUCGUCGUAGAGUGUAAGUGUAUAUAAGUGUGUGUACGUGUAUGCGACGAUCAAACAACGGGUAAUCCGAAACGAAUAAUUCGCGCUGUUCCUCUGAGACGACACCUCAGCGCGCGGAAUUCGUGCACGUAUAUCUCUAUGGUAUCGUUUCUUUCUUUCUUCUCUCUCCCU
Molecule: messenger RNA, 3158 nt
Organism: Harpegnathos saltator (Jerdon's jumping ant)
Lineage: Eukaryota; Metazoa; Arthropoda; Insecta; Hymenoptera; Formicidae
Exons: 6
Coding region: 251-2419 (722 amino acids)
Source: RefSeq, a predicted model, not a curated record